AUGAUUCCAUCGAAAUCUCCUACUUCAGUCCCACCCUUCAUUCCAGCCAUUGUGAUGACCAACAUGACUGUAUCAACUAGUGCCGAGCAAGCCUUGCGAAUGGCAGGUGACGACUUUGAUGUCCAUGAGUUCUAUCCUGUUCCUUUCCCAGAUGAUGUCCCCGUUGCCGAGUUGGAAAAGAUCUCCUUAUCGAAGAUACUCAACGGCGUUCGAUCCGAAUGCGAUCGUCUUUUCAAGACUUGUACUGAGAUUCCCCAGAGCGAGUUCUUUGGAACUCGGACGGAAGGGGGUGCUCUCCCUGACUGGCUCUCAGAUCAUCAUGAUACCUUCAAAGAGGCCGCGGAAUGUGGUAAUGUCAUGGCCAGGGCCAUCUUAUCCGCACUUGAAAAGCCACUUCAGCUUCCUCCUGGAUCUUUGCUCAAAUUACAUCGACUUCAAGACGAUUCGGGCGAUUUCACUCGCAUCCUUCGAUACGCUGGCGAUCCAACAAAUGAACCAACCCGUCCUGAAGGAUUCCCACCUCACAAAGAUGCUCAGACCGUUGCCAUUCUCUUCGCAUGGAUUGGUGGCUUGCAAAUACCGGAUCCCGGAAUCCCAGUUGAGGGCUUCGCGGUCAAAGAGGAGGAUUGGCGAUGGGUAAAGCCGGAGCCAGGUUACGCGGUGGUCAACCUUGGCGAUGCGAUGGAGAUCUACACCAACAAGCUCCUCCGAUCUUGUAUUCAUCGUGUCUUCAAAUCGCCCGGUCUGCAGCGACCUCACGAUCGAUACAGUGUCUUGUUCGCCACUCGUCCGAAGAAUGAUAGCCUGAUGAAAGUACUCGAGAGCCCAGUCAUACCUCCAGGCGACCCGACCGAAGAGUCCAUCACCAGUUUGGAAUGGGGUCAUCGUAUCAUCGCUGCGGUUCAAAGUCGAGCACGAGCUCGUGGCGCUCGUGAUCUUGACAAUAUCUGA
This is a messenger RNA of Didymosphaeria variabile, 951 nucleotides long. RefSeq lists its product as uncharacterized. Gene Ontology annotation, molecular function: dioxygenase activity. Bases 1 to 951 code for a protein of 316 amino acids. The transcript is spliced from 2 exons. NCBI's taxonomy places the organism in Eukaryota, Fungi, Ascomycota, Dothideomycetes, Pleosporales, Didymosphaeriaceae. The record is from RefSeq and is a predicted model, not a curated record.